This is a messenger RNA of Brassica napus (rape), 1962 nucleotides long. RefSeq names its product protein TRM32-like. The transcript is spliced from 4 exons. The record is from RefSeq and is a predicted model, not a curated record. NCBI's taxonomy places the organism in Eukaryota, Viridiplantae, Streptophyta, Magnoliopsida, Brassicales, Brassicaceae. The coding region runs from base 267 to 1808 and encodes 513 amino acids.
UCUACCGGUAGACCGGGCCAUCCUUGGCAGGUAAAGUUAGAACCACAUAGAAAAAAGAAAAGUCUUCACGGUCUUCAUCGUUUUCCUUCUUCUUUUUCCAGACACCUUCCGUUGCAUCAUUUAAAAGCACUCUUCAGUUUUUGUAAUGAGUUAAGCAAUAACAGUAGCUAAUAAUCUCUCUGGCCCGAGGCUAGAGCAUAUUGCUUAGUCUUCUCUCCCAGCCAACUUCCUUCCUCUUCUUGAUCAGGUAACUUAAAGGAUUCCAAAUGAGGAAACAUUUGAAAAGCGAGAAAUCAAGUCCAAGACAUGGCAAAUAUAAUCACAAAUCUGGCUGGUUAGCUGGAAUGCUUCAUGUUCUUGACUUUCACAAUUGGAGAACUAAGAACCGUCCAAUCUGUUGGAAGACCCCAAGAACUCAUUCCUUGGUGCGUGAAGCUGAUGAACAAGAACCAUUUCUUGAUUCUAAAAACGAAGAUUCAAAGAUUCCAAGUGUUGUUGCGGAGGAUCCAACGAGACAACUGAAGAAGCUGAUGACAACAAAGCAAGUAAACGAGUACGUUGAUUUUCUUGAAAUCCUGAACAAGGAAGAUGUUUUUGUCAAGAUACUAAAAGACCCAAACUCGGAGUUUGAUAAGCAAGUGCAGAUCAAGACUAGUCCAAGAGUUUUACCCAAGUCAGGCUCGUACCCUCUCUCUGGCUCUUCACGUCCCGCUAGAAUUGAGCACAAGCAGAAAGAGAAUUGGUAUGCUCCAAAGCAGAACGCUGCCGUUUUGACUUUUAAUGUUUCAACAGACGCUUCUGAGGAACACAAACCAAUCGUACCUUCUCAUGGCUCAGCUGUAAUAAAUGGAUUCAGAAAAAUCAAGAAGUUGCUCAAGAACACACUGAAAGACCGAAAGCAAAUGAAGAAGAAUGAGAAGUGUGUAGCCGUCUCAAAAUAUGAUUCUGUGGAGAGAUAUUCUCUUCUCUUGGAACAGAGUUUUAGAAGAGCAAGAGGUGGUGACUUGCGUUCCAAGAGUUUAAAACUUUCACAUGAAGAGAAAAAGAGCGGCUUGAGAGAUGAGAAUAAACCACAAUUCUUCAGACGUGUUUCGUCACUGUCCAGCCUUGAAGUUUUUGGUUCAUUUCUGACCGAACUUCCCCGAGACAGUUCUGCAAGAAAAUCUGUAGACCUAGAUACUAACUUGGUACCCAAGAAAUCUUUAUUGUUAUCAGAGACUCUGGUAAGAACAGAGAAGGAAGAAGAAAAAAAUGAGGAGGAAAAGGAGAGAAGCCAAGAAGCAGAGACUUUACUCUCACCAGGUCUAAUUUCUUUAGAGAAUAACAACCACGAAGAAGAAGAAGAUGAAGAUGUCUACUUCUGUUACGUAAAGAAGCUUCUAAAAUUUUCAGGCUUCCUUGAAAACGAAGUAAAAUGGUACUCAGAUGAUCAACCACUGGAUCCAUCACUGCUCUACGAACUCAACAUACAAGAAGAAGAAGAAGUGAACAAAGAGCUUCUCUUUGAUUUGGUUAACGAAGCAAUCACCGAGACUCGCAACCAAUCACACAUAUAUUUCCCUAAAACAUUCUCUUUUGCGUAUCCAAAGGGGAAACGUUUUCUUGAUGAGGUAUGGAGAAGAGUCGAGUGGAGCCUCUUAGGGCUAGGAGCUCAGGGUAGUGAUCGUUCAUUGGAUGAUAUCGUGGGAAGAGAUUUUACAAAGGGUGAUGGAUGGAUGAGUCUUAGAGGUGAAUCUGAAUGGCUGACUCUUGAGUUAGAAGAUCUCAUUUUUGAUGAACUAUUAGAUGAAAUACUCUGUGCUUAUUAGGGACCCUUUAUUAUUUAGAUUUUUUCCCACCUUUUUUAAUAUACAUGUAAAUAUGGUGGGUGAUGCAUAUUCGAGAUUUAAUACAGUUUUGUAAUACAUGAGAAGUGCAAAGUUACUAGGUUUGGACGUUUGAAAAACUAAAAUUAGUUUGUUA